GCGAGAGUGACCACUAACCCUCUGCACUUCAUCAUGCAGGUUAUUCGUCAUGCCAUCGCUCUGAUGUUCUUUCCUGCGCUGUCUGGAUCAUCAACGUGCGCAUCUCUGGUGCGCGCGCUACCGUCCCGUGGACCUGCACAGCUUUCGACACGUGGGACUUGGCUGGACAGUACUCAGGAUUCAACGCUGCAAGCUAUGCCACUAUCUCAGUACUUGGUCCUCGGCACAGCUUGGAAGGCCUCACCGUCAACGACAUCAAUUGCUCCCCAAGCUAUAAAGCCACCGCCCCCGUCGGCAUCGCCUUGUGGGCUCGGCAGCUGUUCUGCGAGAGUGACCACUAACCCUCUGCACUUCAUCAUGCAGUCUCUAUCAUCAGCCACUCUACCAAACGAAUGGAAGGUGGGCAAGGUCGUUCCCGUCUACAAGUCAGACUGGAACGGCCUUCCCCACGCCAUCGUUGCCACCGCCAACCCAGAUGCUUUCAUUGAUGCUGUAAAAUUGCACUUCUCAUCCUGA
Rhipicephalus sanguineus (brown dog tick) is the source of this 516-nucleotide messenger RNA. RefSeq lists its product as uncharacterized. The transcript has 3 exons. NCBI's taxonomy places the organism in Eukaryota, Metazoa, Arthropoda, Arachnida, Ixodida, Ixodidae. The record is from RefSeq and is a predicted model, not a curated record. The coding region runs from base 34 to 516 and encodes 160 amino acids.